AUGUCAAGCGUCAUUAACACCAAUCACUCGCACAAGCGUGUCUUACGUGCUCGCCUUAAGUCCUUUCUUCGCCAGAUCCCGCAGACAGAGAUCAAUAAUCAAUCCGCGGCCGUUCUUGAAGCCCUUAAACCUUUGCUUGCCGAUUAUAAGCAUAUCGCCUGUUUCAUGAGCAUGGACCGUGGCGAAGUAGUCACUACUCCAAUUCUCAAAUGGCUCUUUCAAGCGGGUAAAACCGUCUAUCUCCCACGCUGUACCUCUACCGACGCCAGUGGUCACAUCAACCUUCGCAACACUGGCAAACCACACCCACACCUUACUUUCCAUCGUAUGCGAUCCUAUGCCGCUGUCGAGUCUCUCCGGCCUCAGGGGAAAUAUCAAUUACGCGAACCGCUCCUGGAGAUACCACACCCAUUACCCCCCAAAUUAGAUGUCAUCCUUGUCCCCGGUGUCGCUUUCUCUCCACAAAACGGCGCCCGCAUGGGCCACGGCGCGGGGUUUUACGACGACUUCAUACAUCGCACUCUACAUCAUCACGCCCAAAAGCCGUUGCUCGUGGGACUCGCCCUACAACAACAACUCGUCCAGGAUAUCCCCAUGGAACAGCAUGACAAUUGCAUGGAUGCUGUGGUUUCCGGUGACGGCUCUAUUCAUUGGGUAUCGUAG
This is a messenger RNA of Lachancea mirantina, 663 nucleotides long. The record is from the annotation of a GenBank genome assembly. NCBI's taxonomy places the organism in Eukaryota, Fungi, Ascomycota, Saccharomycetes, Saccharomycetales, Saccharomycetaceae.